AUGGAACUCAUUCCUACCGUCAGCUGUGUUUCUCACGUCGUGGCUGACGAUCAGAACCAUGGCAUAGAAGGGGAUGUAACGAACAGUGAUAUGAUUGAUCACCAUGAGGAGGAGCUAUACGACAGGUCCCAGAUGCAAGACCACUCCCAGGAGCAUAAUAAGUUUCAAGUGAAUAUGAACAGGAAUGAGAAAGAAUAUUUUCCAACAAGGUCCUUCGUCUGGUCAUCCCCUGAUGAGGAUGGCCUGAACCGAAUUUUCAAACAAUUUCACUCUUGGGUCUCGGGCCGUUCUGGGCUUGAGGAUGACGAUCAGCUUCUUAGAAACCUAGCGCACACUCUGAGCGAGAAAAGGACACAUUUCUCAUGGCGUUCCUUUGCCAACGCCACCUCCUUGGCGGAACUCCUGGAGCGACUGACUGAGGGUCCCAAGUUUGUUCGUCAUGUACGGCCUAGCAAGAUUCCCAUUCUAGGGUUUAUCUUCACUGGGCAGGGGGCCGGAUGGGCUGGAAUGGGGAAGGAACUGCUCAGAUUCCCAGUUUUUUGUGACAGUUUUGAUGACGCCAAUUGCUAUCUGCGUAGCAUAGGUAACAAGUACGAUAUCAAGCGAGGACUAAGCCGUGAAUCUGCCUGGAAAGUUGCCUUUUUCCGUGGCAUUGUUGCAUCUACACUCGUCGAUUCAGGGGGCCGUAUGCUUGCCGUCGGCAUGGGCGAAGAAGCAUUACGGCCCCAUUUAGAGGGAAGGGACCCAACAAAUCUCACAGUUGCAGGCGACGGGCACAUGAUAGACUUCCUCUCCUUACGACUUGGGAGUGAAGGCGUAUUCGCACGCCAGCUAAAGGUCCAGGUCGCCUAUCAUUCUGCGCACAUGAGGCAAGUCGCCGACGAAUAUCGUCGGCUGAUGGGUGAGCUAUCUGUGGGAAGUGCAUUAUGGCCCAAUUCUUAUCCUGUCAUGGUGUCCUCCGUCACGGGGAGACCUAUCAAUCCUUGCUCCCUUUCGGAUGCCGACUACCGGGUGCGUAAUAUGAUAUCACCUGUACAGUUUGUCUCCGCCAUCGAACAUCUGAUCGACACCAUCAUCUCGAAAGGCAAAAGAAUAACCACGGUGGUGGGCGGAGAGCAUAACCCCUUGCUGAAUAUGGUUGAACUGGGUCCUCAUCCUGCGAUGCAAAGUGCAACCAAGGAAAUCGUGGAAGCAAAUUACGUCGUCGCAGGCCGAGUUUCACAUUACUGGGCGGUCUAA
Penicillium concentricum is the source of this 1239-nucleotide messenger RNA. Its product is annotated as Acyl transferase/acyl hydrolase/lysophospholipase. The record is from RefSeq and is a predicted model, not a curated record. Gene Ontology annotation, biological process: secondary metabolite biosynthetic process; fatty acid biosynthetic process. The coding region runs from base 1 to 1239 and encodes 412 amino acids. Lineage: Eukaryota; Fungi; Ascomycota; Eurotiomycetes; Eurotiales; Aspergillaceae. Gene Ontology annotation, molecular function: fatty acid synthase activity. The transcript is spliced from 3 exons.